GAGGGCACUGUGCGGGCAACGAAGGAGGCAAGCUCAAGGGCGGUCCAUUGAAUUGAAUUGCCGUUGACAUUGCCACAACACCUUCCGAGUUUGAAAACUCUCAUUUAUUUGCAGUCUCUGCGCAAAAAUUUGGUCUCACACUUCGCCAUCUUUCUUCUCCGGACGCAGGUGUGUUUUAUCUUCCGCAGUUUCUCAUCUCUUUCGUUCGGGGCUUUUCCUUUCUUUGAAUUAAUUCUUAUUCCAACAAUUAUUCAAUUCCUUCCACCCCACGCAACUCAUGUUUUGUAUUUCGGGAAUUCUCAGUUUCUCUUGGUUCAGCUUUUAUUCCCACUGAAUUUCCAUCUUACAGUGCAUUAUCAUUCUCUUUGGGCAUAUCUUUUUUCAUCUCUGUUUCUCAUCUAUUCAUUUCUUGCCUCCCUUUUUCGGCUCUCAAUUUCCUCCCUAUGAAUUUUACCUUCGUUGCAGAAACCCUAUUUGUUUAGUAUGAAAAUAUAGAGUCGGCGAUCACAUUACUCGAUUGGGAAUAUAGCUGAGUGAUUGGUUAGAAUGAAGUGUUUCUUGUUCAAAUGUAAAAAAGCAUCGAAGUCCUCCCCAGAAUCGCAGAAAGAGAGACAGAAGAAUCAUCCAGGAUCAAAUCACGCUGUGAGUUCAGCGAGUUCGCUGCCAUCACCGAGAACCAUAACAGAAUUGUACAAAGAGAAAGAGCACAAUUUGAGAGUUUUCACUUUGCAAGAGCUCAGGGAGGCCACGAAUGAUUUCAAUAGGAUGCUCAAGAUUGGAGAGGGGGGUUUUGGGAGCGUUUAUAAAGGUACAAUAUUGUCUCAAGAUGGUCGAGGUGAUUCUAUUGUUGUUGCGAUAAAAAGCCUCAACACCCAUGGCCUUCAGGGGCAUAAACAAUGGCUGGCGGAAGUUCAAUUUCUGGGCAUUGUUAAUCACCCAAAUUUGGUAAAACUAUUGGGAUACUGCUCUGAAGAUAGAGAAAGAGGAAUCCAACGGCUUCUAGUUUAUGAGUUCAUGCCCAAUAGGAGCCUGGAGGAUCAUCUUUUCAGACGGGCUUUUCCCACCUUACCCUGGAAAACAAGAUUGCAGAUCAUGCUCGGAGCUGCCCAAGGAUUACUUUAUCUACACGAGGAAUUGGAGAUUCAGGUAAUAUACCGAGAUUUCAAAUCGUCCAAUGUUUUAUUGGACACGAACUUCCACCCAAAGCUCUCAGAUUUUGGUCUUGCUAGGGAAGGUCCAAUAGGUGAUCAGACCCACGUGUCUACUGCAGUGGUAGGGACAUAUGGAUAUGCUGCCCCAGAAUAUAUACAAACAGGCCACCUCAAAGUUCAGAGUGAUAUAUGGAGUUUUGGCGUGGUGUUAUAUGAGAUACUGACAGGGAGGCAGGCAUUAGAUAGAAGACGACCGAAAGAACAGAAGCUUCUAGAUUGGGUUAAACAGUAUCCUGCUGACAGUAGGAGGUUCAGCAUGAUAAUGGACCCUCGACUCAGAAAUGAGUAUUCACAUGGUGCUGCUCGGAAAAUAGCCAAGUUGGCAGACAGAUGCUUAAACAAGAAACCUGAAGAAAGGCCAUCCAUGAGACACGUGGUGGAAAGCUUGAAGCAAGCACUGCAGUAUUCAGAAACUUCAAAAAUGGCUUCUGAAUCAUCUCGUCCUAAAUUGCUCCCAAAAAGCAAAUAGUGUGACUCUUGGCAUAUGCAUUAGUUGGAUAGAUUGUCUGUUGUAGAUUCCUCCUUUUGGGGAUAUCUGGGGUUUUGAUCCUUCUGGUCAGUCCGACCCCCGAAGCUAGGUCCUGUCUUUAUCCAACACUGGCUUUGAACCUGGAAUCUGGAAGAUAUCAUAAUCGCAUUAAUAGGAGGAAUCUAUGCCGAAUUUAGUUUCCAUAGAAUAAAGUCAGUUUGUUUAUUUUGGAUGGUGGAAGUCACUGUUACUGUAACAUGGAGGAAGUCUCUAGCCAACUUCAUAGGAAGUGUGAAAAGGAAGAAACGUAUUCAGUUGGCCAGCCAAAAAAAAAAGAUGUGUUACGUAUUCAAUUGCAGCUGGUCAUAUUUUCGGAGGGGUCUCUUUUCUAUGUUCUUUUGGGCCCAUUUCCAAAUAGUUCUCUAAUUCAAGCUUC
Prosopis cineraria is the source of this 2116-nucleotide messenger RNA. RefSeq names its product probable serine/threonine-protein kinase PBL19. Gene Ontology annotation, molecular function: protein kinase activity; ATP binding. The coding region runs from base 547 to 1680 and encodes 377 amino acids. The record is from RefSeq and is a predicted model, not a curated record. Gene Ontology annotation, biological process: protein phosphorylation. The transcript has 4 exons. NCBI's taxonomy places the organism in Eukaryota, Viridiplantae, Streptophyta, Magnoliopsida, Fabales, Fabaceae.